Paecilomyces variotii is the source of this 1083-nucleotide messenger RNA. Its product is annotated as C2H2 finger domain protein FlbC. Gene Ontology annotation, cellular component: nucleus. The record is from RefSeq and is a predicted model, not a curated record. Lineage: Eukaryota; Fungi; Ascomycota; Eurotiomycetes; Eurotiales; Thermoascaceae. The coding region runs from base 1 to 1083 and encodes 360 amino acids. The transcript is spliced from 3 exons.
AUGACGAUGGUCAUUGAGAACCAGAACCGCCAGUAUGGCGGGAUGGGCUUUGACAACGUCUACCACGGCAAUAUGCAGCACAGCAAUCCACAGUUCUCGGAUCCGUGGUCCGCUACCCAUACCUCCUCGCACCCGAACCCAUCCAUGUAUGCGACGUCCAUGGGGGCCAACCACCUGGGUAUGAACCACGUCAAGCAGGAGGAUGUGACCAGACCAACCGCCAUUUCGAUGCCGUAUUCGAGCAUCCCCGUGUCAGCUCCGUCGCUGGUGGCCGGGACCACCUACCACAAUGCGGCCGGUUAUGGCAGCUCUCAGAUGCUGGGAAUGCAGCAUGAGAUGCCCCGGACGACUUUCGAACAGGCCCCAACAUACACCACCGCCUUUACGCCAGCCAACUACGCCCCUAUGAACUAUGGACAGACUCUGCACCAGCAGCAGCAACAGCAACAGCAGGAUGCGCGCAGAAUCUCUCAUGCAAACGACGCUUCUGUCGCCCACUCGCAGACGCCAACGGCAGCAUCUUUUGGAGAUGCUUUGGAUGCCAGUCGAGGGAUGGUGGCUUUGAGCCAGGAUUUGACUCCUAGGAACAUCUAUGGCCCGCGGAGUUCGCGAGGAUCCGCGGAUUCGUACGGAUUUCCUUCCACGCAUUCCUCAGCCUCGUCGAUUUCGUCGGCCGGGAAUUAUCCAUAUUACAGUGCGUCAGUUGCCUCCGUGGACUCUUCUGUCACCGACUAUAGCUCCACCACUUCAGAAUCCUUUGACAACCUCCCUUCGCGGACCCUGCCCCGUCCGUCCGGCCUCCUGACUGGAAGUGCGCCUCCCGGCCCUCAGUCCAUGAUGAGCCAGUUCAGUUCGAAGAUGCCUUCGAACACCCAGAAGAAGCACAAGUGCAAGGUCUGCGACAAGCGCUUUACGCGUCCCUCCUCGCUUCAGACCCACAUGUACUCUCACACGGGAGAGAAGCCUUACGCCUGCGACGUUGAAGGCUGUGGAAGGCACUUUUCGGUCGUGUCGAACUUGCGUCGACACAAGAAGGUCCACAAGGGCGAGAAAGAGACGGCUUCUGGCGAGGAAGAGGAGUGA